Molecule: messenger RNA, 1854 nt
Organism: Arabis nemorensis
Lineage: Eukaryota; Viridiplantae; Streptophyta; Magnoliopsida; Brassicales; Brassicaceae
Source: the annotation of a GenBank genome assembly
AUGGAGGAGGCUUGUCAAGUUUUCACAUUGGGAGAUCCCAAUGCGAAGCAGUGGAGAAACAUUCAAGGCAUUGGACUUCAUCAUCCACGUUUACAUGCCGUUUGCAUCAAGGGGGUUAUCUAUUACCUAGCAAUUAAAGAAUUUGGGGAUAGUAACUCUUUCUUGGUGAGUUUUGAUGUUAGCUCCGAGAAAUUUGGUACUCCCGAGGCUCCAAAAACACUGAUAGAUCAGUUUUACUCGUCUUUGAUAAAUUACCAAGGGAAGUUAGGUUUCAUGUACUGGAAAAAUGGCAUGGAGAUUUGGGUUAUGGAAGAUGAUGGUAGGAAGAAACAAGAAUGGUCCAAGAUUAUCUUUUACGACAUGCGUGGAUUUGAAAACGGACGCAUAUUUGCGGGUGUGGCUCAUGGUGGUGGGAUCGUUUUUGUCAAUAACCUGUUCAUCGAUUCCGACACAUUAUUAUCUGUCUCCUAUUAUGAUCCAAACCGAAAUAGUUUUAGAUGCGUUGAAGUCGAAGGUACUAAGGCGAAGGAUCUUGUUCGUAUAUGGGUUGUUCCGGAUCAUGUCGAGGAUACAAUGCGCUUUUUUAAAGAACCUAUCGGGUGUGAUUCGGUUCAUAGAAAAGUUGUCAGAUGCAUCUAUAUCCCUUCAGAUCUUCUAACGGUCGAUAUACUCUCAAAACUCCCGGUGAAGUCACUUGUGAGGUUCCAAUGUGUAUCGAAGCUAUGGUUAUCUCUUAACACCGAUUUGAUCAAGACUAGGUCUUUAACUCAGCCGCGAUUACUCGUCCUCUUCCACCAUCGUCCGUGGCUUGAAUCUCCACGUCUCUGCUCGUCUACUUAUUCUCUAAACACUAACACAAGAUUCAUAUCCGCAGACAAAGAGUGUCGUAAUACAUUCACUCCUGAGUUAGCUUUCGAUUUUGUGUCUCGAUAUGUCCGUGGACUAAUCUGUUGUUUGUCAAGAUUGGAUGAGUUCAGUACCAUAUACAACCCUACCACGAGACAAUCCGUUGUAUUACCCGGUAUCAAAUACGAUACAAGGGGCUACUCCGUGGAUGGAUUCUUUGGGUAUGAUCCAGUUGAAGAUCAAUACAAAGUGUUGUGUUGUAAUUUAGGGAGUUUUGGGAAGCGUUCUUGUCAAGUUUUCACAUUGGGAAGUCCAAAGAAACGGCAAGGGAGAAACAUUAAUAGCCCGGAGAAUUUCGGUCGAGAUGACGAUUACCGUGGACCAACGAGUAGUGUAUGCAUCAAUGGGAUUAUCUAUUACAUAAGAUAUGGUUACGGAAACGUAAUACUGACGUUUGACGUUAGAUUCGAAAGAUUUGGUCAUAUCCAGAUGCCCAUGAGUGAAAAAAUUUUGAACUCGACAUUGGUAAACUACCAAGGGAAAUUAGGAUGCAUCAGUUACGAAUACGGAAGCGUUAGUUCAGAGAUGUGCAUCUUGGAAGAUCAUAUCGAGAAACAAGAAUGGUCAAAGAUUGGAAUAUUCAUACCUCAUCAUCUAUUAGAGUCUUUAGAUUAUAGUACUUGUAUCGCUGACGCUACUCGUAAUGGUGAGAUUGUGAUUAUGCCCAAGACAUAUGGUCCUGAAACGUUAUACGCAUACUUCCAUGAUCCGAAGCAAAACAAGACUAGAAAAGUUGAAUUAGAAAGCACCUUGAAUGGGGCACUAAAAUAUCAACCGAGAUAUUCUAUCUUUAGUGAGCCAGAUCACAUGGAGAAUAAUAUGGACUUGUGCAGGAUUCAAGUUCAGAAGAAGCCAGCGACGCGACUACCUUUUUUGAAGAAGCAACUAUUGGUUAUAGCGACAAUGUUCAGAACAAAGCUUAUGUCUUUGUUGGACUCGUUGCAUUAG